AUGUUUUUAGGAGAACAAGUGGGUAAUUUGGCAGUAACAACAGGUAGAAUAAUUACACCAACCCAUUUACCAGAGACAAUUACUUUAUCAGUUACAAAUUCUUCCAGAUUUCUAAUUCUUGGCACAAAACCAGAAAUCCUUGAAUGGUUAAAAGACAAUUCAUCAAUAAAAGUUGAUGUUGUAUUAUACGAUGAUGCUAAAGAAGCACCACAUAUUCACAUACCAGAUUUGAUAAUUGAUUUAUUACCAUACAUUGACACCAAGGGUCACGAGCAGCAUAAUAAUAAUCUAUUUAAUUUUAUUCUACCAACACAUCACCCAGAUUUAAAUUCUGAUCCAGUUAGAUUAGAAAUUCGAGCAGCAGUCAAUCUCGAUGAAACUCAACCUUAUUUCAGAAUUGUAUUACAAAGAAAUUGUACACUUGGUGAUAUAUUAAAAGAAGCAAAGGAGAAAUGGGACAAUACCAUAUUACCUAGUUUAUGGGAUAAUGUUAAAAAAGUUGCAAUGUCGCCAUUUGAUUAUUAUUGUAAUAAUAAAUUAAAAGAAAAAAAUUUGAAAUAA
Messenger RNA from Entrophospora candida, 561 nucleotides. Lineage: Eukaryota; Fungi; Glomeromycota; Glomeromycetes; Entrophosporales; Entrophosporaceae. The record is from the annotation of a GenBank genome assembly.